AUGAGUGGUAUCAAGGUUUGCACGAAACGUGGCGAAGUUCCAACUCGCAAAGAUCCCGUUCAUGAUGCCUUUUCGCAUGACUGGAAUACCAUUUCCAACAUUAUUGAGCGUCGAAUAAUUAAUCUUUCGAAUCAAAACUGCGUCGAAGUUGCUAAAUACAUCAACACAAUGUAUGAAACGUGUAUGAAAACACCAUCUACUGGCCAGAUCCCCACGGCGUUGUUGCUAGCCAGUGUAAACACACCUGACAACGACUCAUUGUUCGCCCAGCUGAAAAAAUUACUGGUUACCAAAGGUGGCCACGUUGCAGUUAUUGACACCGGGUCGAAUACUUCUUCAGCAAGACACAUUAUCACGUCUGCUGUGCAACAGUUCACAACGCGGAAGGACUUGUCUGUUGGGGACGGGGUUGAUACAACUCCGCCUUCGAAUAAAGGCUCUCCACCGAAUGGUUUUUCGGAUCUGGAUACACAAGUUACUUCCGACUUGGUGGAAGGCGUAAAGUCUUUAUCGCUAAACACUCCCCGGAAAAUAUCACCGAAGCAAUCUGAAAAUACACCAGUUCGUCAGACUCCGCAUUCUCGCGCAAGCUAUCAUCCAGCUAGAACGGCAGGACCGAGGUCAGUUGCCCGUCGUGGUCGUCGCAUGACCGGCAUGCCUGGACGAUCAACGCCCAAAUCACCAGCAACUCCCAAAGCCUCCGCCCACCCCAUUAAAACGCGGUCCGGGCCUCUGGUCAUCAUUAUUCCCGCCGUGGAGGCGAUCUCCGCCCCCGUCCUCCGCGACUUCAUCCACAUCACGUCGAUCUACUUGAACAGCGCGCAAAAGCGCCUUCCGGUGUGCUUUGUCUUCGGCGUCUCGAGCACAGCCGACCUCGGCUUUGAGAGCCGCUGCGACGCCCAAACCCUCUCCCGAUUGGCCAUCAAACGCUUUCACAUGCCCCCGCCAUCAGUGUUUCUGCAGGCUGCUCUGACCGAGUUACUUCACGUGCCUGGAUUCCGCGCUUCCCGUGGACUCAUGUCGUUUUUAAUCGACUCGCUCUACAACUGCCUCGACUACUCCAUUGAACACUUGCUCAAGCGAUACAAGCUAGCCAUGUUGACCCACUACCUGACUCUGCCGCACGCGAAAUUGUUGGCACCUCUGCGCGAGGCCAAAGCCUACGUCGAGUCGUUGGGAGACGGGGAAAUCGCGCGUCUUCUCUCCAUGUAUCCCUCACUGUCUCACCUCAAAAACUCAUCUAAUGAAAAUAAGGAGAAUGAAGAGGCUGUUUCGGAGGGAGGGGAAAAGCCGCAGACUCGAGAUGUCUUGUGCGAGAUGCUUAAACGUCAUUGGCUCACUCAGCUGAUUCUUCCGCCGAUUCUUAAUUGGCUCCUGGCGUUGUUUGAACACUUAUCGAUUCGUCCGAUGGGCAGCAAUCUGACCGAUCUCUAUCGCGAGUGGCUCUCCGCACGCCUAGUCAACGAAGGCACUUUCGCGCAGACUGUUAAGUUGUUCAAGGCUCUGGACAGGACGCAAGUCAUGGCCUCCAUCGACGCCUCCAUCGGCAACCUGCAGGCCUCCAUGGGAGUCCUGGUCGUGGCCAAGUCGACCAUCCCGCCCAGCGACGCCAGCCCCGUCGCCCCCACCGGAACAACACGCCGGCGCUCAUUGGUCGAGGGUGUCGCUGGCGGUGCGUGCGUCCUCGAGGACUACCGCUGGAAGGCGUGUCUCUCUGAGGCCCUCGAGGUGCUGGCACACUUCAAGGCCACGGUAACUGACUGGCGUCAUCGGCUCGCCACUGUCUCCUCCCAGGGUGAGUGA
Mesocestoides corti is the source of this 1803-nucleotide messenger RNA. The record is from the annotation of a GenBank genome assembly. Lineage: Eukaryota; Metazoa; Platyhelminthes; Cestoda; Cyclophyllidea; Mesocestoididae.